Molecule: messenger RNA, 2031 nt
Organism: Danaus chrysippus (African queen)
Lineage: Eukaryota; Metazoa; Arthropoda; Insecta; Lepidoptera; Nymphalidae
Source: the annotation of a GenBank genome assembly
AUGUCUACCACGUGGUCACCACAUAAUAUAGCUCCAUUAUGUAUGGAGCGACAAGCAAAUUUAACACAAUGUUCCUCCGCUGGGUUUUUGUUUCUUUCGUUAGUUGUCAAGUUAUUUGGCAAUGCUACUUACAGUAUAAGUAAUCCAGAACAGAAUCCCUCAGAAUCUCAUUCGUCUUUUCAUGGUUAUAAUCCAUUUAUACAAUACCAAUCUACAUAUUCCCCUGAAGGGCAUGAAUCAUCUUCUUCUGGGGACCAGUUAUUUCAAUACUUUUCUGGGACAAGAGCGGCGAAAGAAACAUUUGGUCCAAGAUCACAUAGAAGGAAGAAGUCUAAUGAGUACGACUUUAUUAUUGUUGGAGCUGGGUCAGCUGGUUGUGUUUUAGCGAAUCGUCUAACCGAAAUAAAGCAAUGGAGGGUACUUUUACUAGAGGCAGGUUCUGAAGAACCAGAUGUUACAAUGGUGCCCUCAUUUCCAACACUUAAUAGAGACUCGUCUAUUGAUUGGGGAUAUAGGACACAACCAGAAAAGUUGACCUGUAGAGGGUUUAGUGGACAUCAAUGUGUAUGGCCAAGGGGUAAAACAAUGGGUGGUUGUAGCGCUACUAACUAUUUAAUAUACAUGAGAGGACAUAGACUUGAUUACGACACAUGGGCAGAGUUAGGAAACCCUGGUUGGGGUUAUGAUGAGUUACUGCCUUACUUUAAAAAAUCAGAGAACAAUCGUGCAAUUGAAGCUCUUGAUACAAUUCACCACGGAGUGGGCGGACCUAUGACUGUAGAAAGAUAUUCAUACUAUGAUGAUAACACUUUUAUGAUUGUCGAAGCUUUUAAUGAAACUGGGUUACCGAUUAUUGAUUUAACUGGAGAAAAUAAUAUCGGUACAAAUAUAGCAUUAUCAACUACUAGAGAUGGAAGACGAAUGUCCACAAAUAUAGCGUAUAUCAGACCUAUACGUCAUAUAAGACCAAACCUUAGUAUUGUAGUGGAUGCUUUUGUUAGUAAAUUAAUUAUUGAUCCAGUUACAAAAACUACUUUGGGUGUAACAUAUGUAAAAAAUGGUAUAACUCACAAUGUAUUUGCAAGAAAUGAAGUAAUAGUAAGUAGUGGAUCUAUUAAUUCUCCGAAACUCCUAAUGUUAUCUGGAAUUGGUCCUAGGGAGCACUUAGAGAGUCUAGAUAUACCUGUUGUGGUAAAUUUAGCCGUUGGAAGAAAUUUACAAGAUCAUGUAACGACAGAAGGUCUUACCUUAGCUUUGUCAAAUAAAACUUCAACUGUGGUAAGUACCCAAGAACUGCUUGAAGCGGUGAAGAGUUACUACAAACAAGAACCAAAAAAAAGCGGUCCAUUAUCAUCAACGACUGCCGUAAGCAGUGUUGGAUUUAUUAAAACUAAAUAUUCACGAGUAAAUGCACCUGAUAUACAAUAUCAUUUUACUACUAGAAAUGUUGAGGAUUUCUAUGCAAAUCCAAGUACUUACUUAGAAACUAAUAUUUUUCCAUCAGCAUUUUAUAAUGGCUUUGCCGUUAACCCUCUUUUAUUAACUCCUAAAAGUCGGGGAGUUAUUUUACUAAAUAAUACUGAUCCUGUAUUUGGCCAACCUUUGAUAUAUUCAGGAUUUUAUACUGUCAAGGAAGAUAUGGACGUGAUGGUUGAAGGAAUUCGUUACGUUGUUAGUUUAGAAGAAACUGAAGCUUUUCGGAUGAACGGUGCUCGCUUUGUUCGAAUUCCCGUCAAAAACUGCGAGGAUCAUAAGUGGGGAUCUUAUGAUUAUUUUGCUUGUAUACUCAUUCAGUAUACUUCAGUAAUAUAUCAUCCUUCUGGCACUUGUAAGAUGGGUCCGGUGUGGGAUAAACAGGCUGUUGUUGACCCAAGAUUAAGAGUCUAUGGAAUAAGCAGAUUAAGAGUAGUCGACGCUUCUAUAAUGCCAUUCAUAGUAAGAGGAAAUACAAAUAUACCGACAGUUACUAUAGCGGAGCGUGCAGCUGACAUGAUAAAAGAAGAUUAUUUCACGAGAAACUAUCAAAAUUAA